Poeciliopsis prolifica (blackstripe livebearer) is the source of this 848-nucleotide messenger RNA. RefSeq names its product matrix remodeling-associated protein 8-like. The transcript has 3 exons. Gene Ontology annotation, biological process: T cell costimulation; negative regulation of T cell proliferation; cellular response to lipopolysaccharide. The coding region runs from base 100 to 828 and encodes 242 amino acids. The record is from RefSeq and is a predicted model, not a curated record. Lineage: Eukaryota; Metazoa; Chordata; Actinopteri; Cyprinodontiformes; Poeciliidae. Gene Ontology annotation, cellular component: external side of plasma membrane.
UCAAAAGCAGAGAAAACUUUCAGUUUGUCGUCAGAAACGGUUUCAGAGUGUUAGGAAGAAAUCACUUUGCAAAGACUUGAUGUUUUUAUAUUUAAGAAGAUGAAGCUUUUUGCUGUAUUUUUGAUACUUCUUUACGGAGAAUAUGCUGAUGGGAAAGAAACAGUUGUGCUUCCAUGCCGCUAUUCAGGUGCUAUACCAGAGGUAAACCCCUCAGUUAUCUGGAGCCGCAAUGAUCUCAAUCCACAAACUAUCCAUCUGCGGGGAGAAAAAGACGACGAUCUUCGUGGACAAAAUCAAGACUUUGUUGGACGAACAUCAAUGAAAUCUGAUGCUUUAGACUCUGGUGACUUCAGCCUCACGCUGAGUAAACCUCGUUUCUCUGACCAUGGUAUUUACACCUGCAGCAUCAGUGAUGACAGAGAGAAAUUAAAACUGACAGAUGUUCAACUGGAGGUCAAAGAACAACAGGAAGAAGUAACAGUGCAGGAGGGAGAAGAGUCUGCAGUUCUGCCCUGUAAAACAACAGCUCAUCUGGAGGAAGACGACACUGUGGAGUGGACCCGAUCUGAACCAGAAUUCAUGAUUCUCCAUGUGUAUCAGAAUGGCAGCAACAAAGCUAAAGAACAAGACCAGUUUUCCUUUGAUCGUACAAGAAUGAAUAAAGAGAAAGUAAAACAUGGAGACCUCAGUCUGACCCUCAUAAACCCCAAAGAGAGAGAUAGUGGAGUCUACAUCUGCACCAUCUACAGGAAAAGUGACAUCAUCAGACAGAAAGUGAUUCUUCGUUUUGUCAAAGGUCAGUGGUGCAGAUACACAUCACAAGGGUAAAAAUUUCUGAUCCAUUUCAC